GCUUGAGCAGGAUCAGUUCAGUCAUGUGCUAAGUACAAGUUUAGAACGCGGCUCUUUCAGCCGAUCUCAUUCGAAACGGCUGGCAUACUCUGCGCAAGUCACGCACGACCUUGAAGAGGCGCACAGCAUGUAUCAUCCGACGAUAUUCUCGCGUAAAUAGCUCACGCGCAAGGCCUCAGAAAAAGAUCGGCGUGCUUCCAGCAAAGCGUGAGCUCUACACUAAAAAUGCUCAAGCGCUCAUCGGUCCGAGCCACGGACGAGGACGCGCCGUGCGCCAUCAAAGUGGUGGUGCGUGCCCGUCCGCUCAAUGAGAGGGAGCUGCAGGCCAAGACUUCCGUCGUUGUGAGCGUCAGUCGCACUGGAGUCCAAGUGGUGAACCCCAUAGUGUUCGCCGACCCGUCGAUCCUCGAAGCAGCAGGCUCGAGUGGCACUUCGUUGGCUCUCAGUCCUGCGAUCAUCACAGCCGCGACUACAACGGGUGAAUGCCGCACAUUCCACUUUGAUCGAUGCUUUGGGUCAAGUGACCAAAUUGAUGUGGACGAAGAGACGCAGAGACCAAAUCAGGAACUUAUUUUCGACGAAAUAGGUCAGUCUGUGAUCGAGUCGGCAUUUCAGGGCUUCAAUUGCACCAUGUUUGCAUACGGUCAAACUGGAAGUGGCAAGACCCAUACAAUGGUCGGAGAUAAGACUGUUACUGGUAAAGGAGUGAUCCCUAGAGUCUGUGAAGCUUUAUUUCAAGAAAUUGACUCUCGCCGUGAAAAAGAGGCUUUAAGUCAGGAGCAAAAUGGCGACUCUGGGGUCAAGAGGACCAUUUACACUGCUCAUGUGAGUUACUGUGAAAUUUACAAGGAGAAAGUGAACGAUCUACUGGAUACGGAGGGGAACGCGGCGUUGGAGAAGCAGAGACCGUCAUUUACGACUCAGACACAGAAUGUCGAUGCUGAAGCGAGUGUUAACAGACGUACUCUAAAAGUUAGAGAGCAUCCGGUUACGGGACCUUUUGUGGAGGGACUCAGUAUCCGCUCCGUAACGUCAUAUGCCGAUAUUGCGGAAGAAAUGCUGGCUGGAGAGAAGCUUCGUACAGUGGCGUCGACGCUAAUGAACGCCGUAUCUUCUCGCUCGCAUGCAGUUUUUACGAUCACGAUCACUCAGACGACGUUCGAUCCGAUUUCGCAGUGUGCGAACGAGAAGACCUCAAAGAUUAGUAUGAUCGACCUGGCUGGCUCAGAGCGUGCAAAUGUGUCGGGAACGAGUGGUGACCGACUCAAAGAGGGUGCUAUGAUCAACAAAAGUCUCACUACACUCGGACGUGUCAUCUCAGCGCUCAGCAAACAAGCUGCAGAUAGGAUUCCUUACCGAGAUAGUACGUUAACGUGGCUAUUGAAGGAAAGCUUGGGAGGAAACGCGAAGACAACGAUGUUCGCUAUGAUAAGCCCGUCUUCAGACAACUAUGACGAGACAAUGAGUACACUGCGGUAUGCCGAGUCUGCAAAGAAAGUGAUGAACCGCGCCGUUGUGAAUGAAGACAAGAAUGCUCGAAUUAUUCGCCAGCUACGUCAAGAAAUCGAGGAAUUACGAGCCCAACUUGCAAGAAAAGAAGGCAGUCCAGACUCAGAUCAAGUGAGUGCCAGCAUUUCCGCUAGUUUGGUCGAGCGUGAAUCCUUCUACGCGGAACUGCAGAAGGAGGUCGAGUUUUUCCGCGCGCAACAGAAGAACCUGACUGAGAACCCAGCAUCUCGCGCUAUUCACUUAAGCGACAGCCUCCCGAGUUUAGUGAACUUGAGCGCCAAUUUGGUCCCAGGCGAAGCAUUAGCGUAUGUUCUUGUAGAAGGAACCACGCUAUUCGGAUCUGAUCCAAACCCAGACAUGACCAAGUACGAGACCGUCGAAGUAACUCACGACCACGAUACAACGGAAGAGAAAAACGCAGAAAGCACGGAAAAGUCUCCUAAGCCUAAGAAGCGACAUGGUUCAUGGACUUCGACGAUGUUACGGCGACGUAAAAACUCUUCAAAGAGCGCUCCUUCAACUCCUAGUGGCAAAGCGGGGCGAAAAUUGGAUGCAGCUGAGAUCGCCUUGGCGCUAUCAGCGGAUAAGCGCUCGGUCAUGCAAAUCUGUAAACUUCCUGGAGGCGAUGUGAGCAGAAUUCUACCUCGUCAUGCUCGGUUUACGUGUACAAGAGCACCCAGGGAUCAGGAUGUUGCGAGUGAAGAGAAUUCUCUUGAAUAUAUCGUGGAGGUCGAGUCACUAGACCCUACAGCGAUACUAUUGGUGAAUGGUGAGCCUCUGGAGUACGGCAGUGAACAUCCCGUGAGGCUUCACCAUGGUGAUCAAGUUCGACUGGGGAAACCCUAUUGUUUCCGUAUUCACGUACCUGGACAUGCUACAUCGACCACCAGAAUUGCAGAGGCGGUCGAGCAACCGCCUGAGCUGGAGAUUGACAAAGACGAAAGUCGAGAGCUUGAAGUGUUGGUAGAAGAAGCCAAUGCAAUUUGUACGAAAUGGCUGCUAAACACAGAAUUUUCGGUUGCCAAAGAGGAGAAACCGGGAACUGUGAUCGUGAAGAAGAAAUUGGAGGCUCAAUGCUGCAGUACUGUGCACUGGGACCGCACGAUGUUGGAGUUGAAGCUCCAGUUCUUGCGAGAGUUCGCAGCAUCUCUGGAAAAUGUGGUGUCCUUUACAGUCGAGGAGACUCCAAAGAUCGAGGAUUUACAGGAUUUACAGAUCGCGGAACCCUCUCCUAAAGUCGCUGCAUCACGGCGUCCAAGUGGAUUAUCUGAGCUCGAGAGAAAGCCUUCGUAUACUGAAGAACAGCACAAGAAAGCUGAGAAGACUCAACACAAGCCACAGGUCCAAACGACGCCUUCGUUACGUCUUCUAGGCUAUGGAAGACUGCAUCUAGCAGCUCAAUCGCCAGGCUCGUCGGUGUCUUUAUCCGUCGCUAUCUACGACUUCACUGCAGCGUUUAUAGGAAAUCUUGAAACGCAGUUGGAAGGGAUCUCAGAGGCUGGAAAGAAGAGAGGAAUUCUGUCACCAAAAGAGCCAACAACGUCGAUUCAUCGCAUUCGGGUGCAUCUUGGUAAGAUGAAAUUUGACGCUGGGACCUUCGUGUCUGCCUCGAAUAUUUCUAUUACGUUAAAGGAGACGACUACCAAGGCUCACUUGAAGAAUCCAGAGAACAAAGAAUCGUCUGAAGAAGGCCAUGCACCCAAGAUCUUCUCAACGCCGCGAGUGCCACCAAUGCAGACCUCAAAUAACGAUAGCGAGUCCACAGAGAGAGAUCAAAAGACCUUCUUGAUCAACGAAAACUUCGAAACAGCCAUCACCGCGAAGAAGAAACAGUUAUUUAACCAACACACAGCUGAAGAGGAGUCUUUACUCGUAGAAGUGUGGGGAUACGACGUCAAGACUCGCUAUUUGGCGCCCCCAACGGAUGAGGUGAAGGAUGCUACAAUGGAGUUUCAGCAGGUGGAAUUCUACGUCUCUGUCGACGUCGAGGAGCGGGAAGUGGACGGACUGUAUCAUUCCGUCGCUGUCAAGCCCGACGGAGCGCUACGUCUCCACGCUAACCGGUCUCGACGACUCAUAGUUCGCGUGACGCAGUCAGAUCAACAGCCAUUCGCGUUAUCGGAGAUCGUGCACGUUCGCAUCGCUGCUCCAGAUGCUCCUUCAGUGAAUCGAACCGCGUCAAUGUCGAGAAUGAUGGGCAAGACAACACAACGGAUGCUGCCGUCGUCUCGUAUGCUGUUUGAACAUCGCGAUCAGUCUGCGUCCGGCGAGUCCCAGUCGCUUGAAUUGGGCUCUACAAGGUGGCAAGUGCUUGAAUUCCGAGGAGAUUGCGGCGUUGAUAACCCCAGUCGAUCGCUCACCGCUGUUCUACGAUGGGAUCAUGCUCCUGACAGUGACCUGGAGCCGAUUAACACAGCGGGAUCUCGCUCAACAUACCGUCUAGCUAUCGCGUUUACAAGUCACUGGUCGAAUGUACCCAUUGUCAUCUCGAAAGGUCUAGUCGCUAAGGUCUGUGGCAGCAAUGUGUCAGCCGCGCAGAGGUUUACGCGUGGGUUGGUAGCUUCACGUACAGUGUGGUGGGCCAAGGAGAGCUACAGUCGCAGCUAUCGACUGGGAACCUGGUACGCCGCAGACAUUAUGGUCGAUGAUUCGUCGUUAGAUGACAACCCAGCGAGUGAAAAUGAGCCUGAACGUGCUGCCUCAUUGAACGACGUGGUGAUCGCGCAUCACAUCAGUGGUUUACAUCGACUGGAGAUCACAAUGCAAUUGGAACGUGUACGACAGAAAGUGUGGAUCAUGAUGAAUCUGCGUACAGAAAGUGGUGGCACUGCGUUGAAUGAGCCUUUGACUGCAGUUAAAGUGAAUCUGUGCUUGGUCGAGCUCUUCAAACGGAUGGACGAUGAUGUCCAAGUGUUCGAGUGCGUACAAUUCGAGUCAUCGGGAUUUUAUCUUCGUCAUUUAAGAAAAAACGACCUGCUCAUGAAUCUUUUGACUGGAAAAUUGGUGGAUCUUGGAACGGUGACGGGCGUUGAGAGCUCAGCAGAGAAGUCCAAACACUCGGCGCUUAAGCGUAGAGAGCACGUGAUUCACUUCGUGUCGGAACCUACUCAGCUGGUAGGCGGCGAUCAACUGGGAGGCGAAAUGAGUGGCUUUUUGAUGAUUUCUCUAUCGUAUGAGGAGACUGCUGCUGCGGUCGUUGCACCGUUAGGCACCUCAGUGAGAUCGAAGACGCCUCCUAAAGCUGGUCAGAAUGUCCUCUGGGAGCGACAGUGGUUCGUGUUGAAGCGGCCGUUCCUGUACUCGUACGUGAGCUUCGCACGGAAGCAGCAGACUGGGGUCAUGGAUCUGUCCAUGUGUCAGUUGACUGUAGCCACUUCAUCCGAGAUGCCGUUCUCGUUCCGUCUAGUGUGUGCUGAUGGGAGAAAGCAGUCUGCUGUGUGGUGGCUCCAGGCUUCAACAGCUUCGGAGAUGCGAGCGUGGCUUGUAGCAAUCGAUCCACUCAAGAUUGAAGCGAGACAGAGCGUUGCUUCCACGCUAUCUGCAGCUGAAAUACCGGCACUCACAGCGUGAGAGGUGUCGAGGAAGAAAGAAAAAUAAGUAAAUUGCAUGCGUGCACUCAUUCGUUAGUUCUCUAGAUUACCUAAGAACAGAGUUGACAUCAUUUUCCAUGACUUUGAUUUUCA
Messenger RNA from Phytophthora nicotianae INRA-310, 5192 nucleotides. RefSeq lists its product as hypothetical. Gene Ontology annotation, biological process: microtubule-based movement; cytoskeleton-dependent intracellular transport. The transcript is spliced from 6 exons. Bases 226 to 5079 code for a protein of 1617 amino acids. The record is from RefSeq and is a predicted model, not a curated record. Gene Ontology annotation, molecular function: ATP binding; microtubule binding; ATP hydrolysis activity. Lineage: Eukaryota; Oomycota; Peronosporomycetes; Peronosporales; Peronosporaceae. Gene Ontology annotation, cellular component: microtubule; kinesin complex.